Messenger RNA from Camponotus floridanus (Florida carpenter ant), 1764 nucleotides. Its product is annotated as mitochondrial sodium/calcium exchanger protein. The record is from RefSeq and is a predicted model, not a curated record. Bases 1 to 1764 code for a protein of 587 amino acids. Gene Ontology annotation, molecular function: calcium:sodium antiporter activity. Gene Ontology annotation, cellular component: membrane. Gene Ontology annotation, biological process: monoatomic cation transport; transmembrane transport; intracellular calcium ion homeostasis. NCBI's taxonomy places the organism in Eukaryota, Metazoa, Arthropoda, Insecta, Hymenoptera, Formicidae. The transcript has 9 exons.
AUGAGGUCGCAAAUAUUGAGCUCCUUUUUAAGACACGGGCAUCUGCCUAUAAGGGAGGAUGAUUGCUCGUACGUUUGGCAAGUUUCCGCCGUGGAACGUUGCGAAUGGGUGAGGAGCACUGAAGAUUGCUACUCAGACUCAGUGAUUCAGUACACGGUACUGUUGUUUUGCUUCUUCAGAUCCGAAAACGUAUACUUGUUUGUUAGCGGUUUGGUGCUCGUGCUCUUAUGGCUGCUCUAUUUAUUCUUGAUCUUGGGAACCACGGCAGAUAACUUUUUUUGUCCAGCACUGGCGGUAAUAGCCAGUGUAAUGCGUCUAUCGGAUAACAUAGCUGGAGUGACGAUAUUGGCAUUUGGAAACGGCGCGCCUGACAUCUUCACGUCCCUCGUGUCGAGAGGCAACGGAGAGAUAAUAAUGUUCACUGAAUUAAUCGGAGCGGGUGUCUUCGUGACCUCGAUGAUUGCCGGUUCCGUGGCGAUAAUUAAACCCUUUAAAGUUUCACUCAAAUCUCUCAUGAGAGAUGCCUGUUUUUAUAUCGCUUCCAUAUGCUGGAUAAACUACGUAGUGUGGGACGAAAUGGUUUACUUUUGGGAAGCCGUAAGUCUUAUUCUGGUCUAUGUACUAUUUAUCGCAGUGAUCGUAAUAAUGCAGACGUAUGAGACCAAAGAAGAAAAUCUAAAAACCAGGAUCCCAAGUGUACUCGAUCCAGACGUCCUGCAUACUUACUUGGCGAACAGAGACACAAGCACCAUUCCCAAGAUUCCCGCUAGAAGCCGACCUUUUGGCUUACGUGCCAAACUAGAUAUUGCUGUCGCAACGGAAAUAGAGAGAUCAAAAAUACGAGGUGGUCUCGUUCAGUUGAAACCGGAAAUUAUCGACUACGUUUCCGAUAGACCAAUAGGUCUUUUCAAAGAAUUUUUAUACGAUGUCAAUCCGAUCAGUAGAGAAGAUUGGAAGAACUCGAAUAGAUUAUUUAAAAUCAUUCUGAUUAUACGUUCGCCUGUUAUGUUGCUAUUGCAACUCUUUAUACCAGUUGUGAAUCCUACUGCUGAAAAAAGAGGCUGGUCAAAGUUAUUGAAUUGCUUUCAGUUGUGUACAACACCUACGAUAGCGCUAUUUCUAUUAAAUGUUUGGCAAACGACUUUUGGCAAUGUGCCGAUAGUGCCGAUAUUCCUCGUUGUCGGCACUGUAAUUGGUGUAAUUGUGUUUCUAACGACUCACGUGGACCGUGUACCAAAAUUCCAUAAUACCUUUGCAUUUUUGGGAUUUUUCGCUGCCAUGUUGACGGUUUAUUUGAUAGCUCGGGAAGUCAUGGCGGUACUUCAAUGCAUAGGAUACGCAUGUAGCAUAUCUGACGCCAUGCUGGGUAUCACUUUUCUUGCAUGGGGGAACAGUGUCGGGGAUCUGAUAUCGAAUGUCGCUAUUGCCAGACGGGGAUUUCCUCGCAUGGGAUAUGCAGCUUGUUUUGGCGGGCCGAUGUUUAACACUCUGCUGGGACUAGGGCUGACUUACGGCAUUGCCAGCGCUGUCGAUCCUGAACAACAGACGAAGAUCAGGAUUAGCGAUAUGGCACCCGGUUGCCUGGCUUUCCUCUUGUAUUCACUAGUGGCUACCAUAAUUUAUUUGAGUAUCACGGGAGCUAUCGCACGUCGUUCUUACGGUGGUCUGUUGUAUUCCAUUUAUUUUACUUUUAUUCUCAUACAAUUUUUAAGCGAAUUGCAUGUUAUACAUCCGCUUGGCACUGAUCACAGACCUGACGCAUAA